Molecule: messenger RNA, 1461 nt
Organism: Ostreococcus tauri
Lineage: Eukaryota; Viridiplantae; Chlorophyta; Mamiellophyceae; Mamiellales; Bathycoccaceae
Product: unnamed product
Exons: 1
Coding region: 1-1461 (486 amino acids)
Source: RefSeq, a predicted model, not a curated record
AUGGAGACGCGCGCGACGCGCAUGGUACACGAAGGCUGCGCGGGGAAAUGGCGACGAUCCGCAUACGUCGACGCCGCGUCGUCGCCCGUCGCGCGCGCGAUGCCAUCGUCGGACGCGCGGGCGAAGGACUUUUUGCGCGACGCGCUCGACGCCGUGCGCCUAAACCCGGCGUCGAGCGCGGUGAGCGCGGCGUUGGAGCGAACGUUGGAUUUUACCGACCGAUUGGUGGAUGAUGCCUCGAACGCCCUGGACGCGUUAGUUCGUCGACGCACGGGCGAUGAAGACGACGGCGAGCGCGUGCGGGGAGGGUACGCGAUGUGCGCGCGGGCGGUGGAGCUGGCGUUGGAGGAAUACGAUGUGCGACACGCGCAUUUGGAUGCCCGCGCGCGCAUCGCGCUGCGGUUGAGCGAGACGCUGGAACGGACGAUACGGGCGCAGGAACAGCGAUGGGUCGCGCUGGACGCGGAGCUGGCGGAGGUUUCGGGAAUGGUGACGAAAGUGUGGGAACAGAGUGCGUCCCUGGAGGGUACGUUCGCGCUGAUGUCGGAGGUGGAGGAGAUGUUACUCGAGGCGGAGAUCGCGCUGGAGCUGGACGCGCUGUACAAGAGGCGGGACGACGCCGAGGCGAAGGACGCCGAAGCCGAGCGCGCGUUCGAGCAGGAGGUUGCGCACGUGAUGCAGUUGCAUGAUUUGCUCCAGAGUGAUGCGAUGACGAACGCGGUGAGCUCGAGGACGACGGAGGAGAUCAUGGCGGAGCAGGAGCUGAAGAAGAAGCUCGCGAGCAUGGCGAAGAAGCGCGCGAAGGAGUCCGGAGUCGACGAGUCCCUGAAGGACAUCGCGUCGUCCAUAGACGUCGCAUCGACGAUGUCGACGUCGAUGCCGAACGAUUUGGAUGAUUUCUUCACCGAUGACCCGGAUGAAAGCGAGGCGACGUCGAGCGCAAAGGCGUACACGCUCUACGGUUUGCGCGCGAGAGCCGAGAUGACGAAGGGGACGAUUAUGAAUCAACCGCACGAGUUGAAGAUGGAAAAGUCGAUAGACGUCGACGAGGCGGAGCGCAUUGCGCUCGCUCGAAAGGAGGCGCUUGGGAUCGCGGAUGAAGACAUGCGCGGGGUGAAUCUUCGUCCACCGCCGCCGAAAGGAGGCGCGCAGGACGGACCUCUGGAGGACGCGCAGAGUCCGCGCCGCAUCGUGAUCGAAUCCAAGAGCGUCACGGAUCAAGUGAGCGAUAAACUCAAGAACUUUAGCAUUGGUGGGAUAUGGGAGAGCGCGUCGGCGAGCACCACGGCUGCAGUGGAGCGAGUCUCCGCCGCAACCGCCGCUGCGGCGGCGGCUAGUAGCGACGCUAUGAAAGCGUUGCAAGAGCGAACGGCGACAAUGAAAAAGACAGUGGAGAAAAGGUCGGUCGUCGAAGAGGCACCGAAAGGAUACUACAAGAAGGACGCGGGAACGUCGACGUAG